Molecule: messenger RNA, 3425 nt
Organism: Yamadazyma tenuis ATCC 10573
Lineage: Eukaryota; Fungi; Ascomycota; Pichiomycetes; Serinales; Debaryomycetaceae
Source: RefSeq, a predicted model, not a curated record
UCUGCAUCAACACCUUCUAUAUUCAGCAUUAUCCUGUUCAAACACCAUGGAUAAAUUGGUAUCAUUCCAAGUGAAUGAUACUCGCAAGCUCUUCAAGUUGUCGAAGAAACUAAAUGAAACCAAAUUCUUCAAAAACUUUCUAAAUGAGAGCCAGUCAAAGCUCCUAAGUUAUCUAAUCGGGUUGGAUAACUUCACGAUAUGGGGCAACUUCAUAGAGGGGAACGUUUACUUCAAAGUGCUGUCAACGCUGGAGCCAAAUGACUCUUCCCACUUAAAUGAUGACAUUGACGUUGACAUUGAUAUCGAAGAUGGUAGUAGAACUGCCAAAAGAAUGGCAUCUCACAUUCGAUACUUGUUGUACGAAAAGGCAAUAGACUUCUACUAUUUUUCCAAAAACCUCGAUGAGUCUUCCAAUGCAAUUGAUGAAGUCAACGAUGAUUAUGACUUGUUGGACUCACUCAACACUGAGAGUAGAGCUGAUGCUUCAAAUGAACAACAAAAAGAGGUAGAAAAGCCUGUUGUGAGAGAAGAGGACGAUGACUACGAUGAUGAUGAUGACGAUGACGACGGAGAAGCCCAGGCUCAGGACAACGAGAGUCUGAAGAUGAACGUUGACACCGAUAACGAAAACAUCCAAUUUAACGAAGAAAAUCAAUUAAUACUAGAAGUGCCGAGUUCCAUAUUUGCCAAGGACGAACAAACGUCAGAGAGUGCCGAGGACCAACAGGAGAGCAAUAGCGAAAAUUUAGAGGACCAGGAAAAUCUAAUCAAAGAGUUCAACAAAGUGUACCACAACUUUGAAUAUGAUCGAGAAACCUUGAUCAAAAGACGGAGACUUGAGAAGUCUGAUAUGAAACUUGAAAAGACCUCAGCUCCUGAAAACAAAAAUGACCAGUCCACCACCUAUUCCAACUCUAAUGAUUCGGGAAGUGGUAUAGAAUUUGCGUUUGCAACUGGUUCUUCGUUGAAGCAUUUAUUGGGGACUAUUCAGGCCAAACGUGACCAGAUUCCUUUGAAUGACUAUGAAUUGAGAACUUUGUUCAUGGAUGUCAAGAAAAACAGAGGAAAGUGGGCAAAUGAUGAUAGGGUAGGACAAGAAGAAUUGUACGACGCUUGUGAAAAGGUUAUAUUAGAAUUGCGAAGCUAUACGGAGCAUUCAACCCCCUUCUUGAACAAAGUCAGCAAAAGAGAAGCGCCAAACUAUGGGUUGAUCAUCAAAACUCCAAUGGACUUGAAUACUGUCAUGAAGAAGUUGAAGAACUUACAGUAUAACUCGAAGCAAGAAUUUGUUGACGAUAUCAUGUUGAUUUGGUCAAACUGUCUCUUGUACAACUCAGAUCCCAAACACUUUUUGAGGGCCCAUGCAAUUGCUAUGCAGAAGAAGUCGUUGAAGUUGAUACCCCAUAUCCCUAAUAUUGUCAUCAAGCUCCGGUCUGAAAUUGAAAGAGAUGAAGAAAAGGACGAUAUCAACAACGAUACCAGCAAGGGAAAGUCUUCAAAGAAAGGAAGAAAAAGAACCAGGAAUAAUGACGUUAAGUUGGAACAUGAAUCCACCGCUGGAUCGCCUGAAAGUGCAGUAGAAACCCCCGUUGAAGAUGAGAAGGAUGAAACGCCUAUCUUGGUCGAACCAACUCCCGUACCGGAAGUUCAGACUUCUGCCACCACUGCUGUAACAACUGCUCCUGUGGAAGAAGAAGAAGAAGAAGAAGAGAACGAUGAGAUAAAUGAAGAAAACAAUACAAACAAUAAUCAGAAUGAAGAUGAUGAAGGGGAUCCUGAGUUGCAAGCAUGGAAAACCUUGACAGCAAAGUCUCGAGCUCACUACUGUUCUGCUAGAGCUGAACUUUUCCAUGAAGAUGACAAGUUCAAGCUAAACUUUGACGCUCCUGCUAUUUUACGUGAACCCAAUGAGAUGGCGAAUUUUAAUGAGUAUAUAACCAACAAGCAAGUGGUUUCCAAAGGAAACCUUCUUGAAAAUGAUGAGCCCUACUUGUUAGAGUACGACAUAACAGGAGGAUUGCCGGGUCUAGUUUUCAAAGGUGUGGAUAAUCAGGAGCAAGAAAGGCACGAGCAAAAGAUUGUGGAUUCUUACAUUGCUAAUAAAAUGGAACAAAGUCUGUCACAGUUUGUCUUGAGCACCGAAAAUGGGUUGAAUUCGGUUUAUUUGAAGAAUAUUACCGAGAUGCAAGAAAUCAGAAGAAUAUGUUUCAAGAUUUCCUUGGUCAGACAAAUGCAAACCCAACAGUUUGUACACCAUACACAAAUGCGGCAACCCGAGAUCGAAAAGAUUAAAGAAGUAGAUUUGGAUCCUAUAUCAAAGCUCGAAAACCAUGAAGAGUUUGACAAAGAGAUUCAAUACUCAGUAUUGCGUAGAAAUGUUGCAAAGAUGAUUAUGCAAACUGGAUUUGAAUCAGCUGAACCUUUUGCUGUGAAUACUUUAACUCAAUUAGCAGAAAGGUACUUGAGUAACCUUGUUAACUCCGUUAAGUCUCAUCUGGAAACUAUAUCAAAAAACAGGCUUCCCAAAAGUGAAGUGUUGCUUGUUUCGUUGAUUGAAAAUGGUGUCAAUAAGCCCGACGAUUUGUACACAUUUGUAAACGAAAGGCUUUUAACCCAAUACAACAAGCUUAUUGAUUUAAGGGCAAAAUUGUCCAAUUUCCUCAAGGAGUUGUUAAGACCUGGUUUGGAAAAUUUCAAUGAGAAAUCGUUUAAUGAUAACAGUGAUCAGUUCAUGACGGGAGAUUUUUCCAAUGACUUAGGUGAUGAUUUCUUUGGUUUCAAAGAAUUAGGCUUGGAUAAAGAAUUCCACAUGUUAAGUUCUUCUAUUCCAGUUUACUUGUUACACUCCAGGCUCCGUACAUCUUACGCUUCAGAUGGAGCUACCAGUAAAUCCCAAAAGUACGAUGACUUGAAAGACUACAAAGUAAACAAACUUUACGGUACCGAUGUUGACAAGCAGAUUGGUAUUUUAAGGCCAUUUUAUCAUAAAUUACUUGAAAAGUCAAAGGCACAUUUCAUUAAGGUGCAAAAGAAAAAUGGCUUAUCUAUGGAGCUUCCUGAGAUAAGCAAAUUACCCUUAAUUGAUGACGAAGAAUUGCCUCAGAAACAGAGGAAUAUAAGACCAAGAUUGCCACCGACCGGUAAGAUCACUUCCAUAAAGAAAAGGCCUCUUGCAAGCUCGUUCUUCUUACCUGAACUCGAAGAAUUGAAAGUAACCAAGCAGGAACAGAACGACGACAUUUCUCAACAUGAAGAUAUGGCUGCAAUUCCCCUUAUGAGUGAUGAUCCGUUCAACGAUGACAUCGACGCCAAGGAGAUUGAGUUGAUGAUGAGUAAUUUGGAAGAGUGAAGUUGUCCAUAGCAUGUAUUUACCCUCUGUUAGUAUAUAUAUCUACCACUCCAAUAUCGUAAUCUGACUUGGGUUA